CAAUUGUAUUAUUCCUUUCUGGUGCUACUCUCACUUCACUUAUUGCUCAAAUGGGUGGCGGAGGAGUUAUGUGGACUGCGGCGAAGAUUGCCGGCAUUCGCGUCUCCAGGUCGGGUCUUCAUGGCUUUCCGGUGGCGCUCCCAACCGAGCAAUCGGUUUGGAACGCGUCGCCAUCCUUGUCGGUCGCUGGCGUGUCGUCGCAGGGAGCGAAGACCGCUGAGGUUGUCCCGGUGCACACGGCGGCAUCGUGGGAUGAGUGGGACUUCGCCGACGACGGCGGUUUGGUUGUGCCGAGGGUGGUGUUCGGUUCUGCCCCCACUUUGGAGGAAGCUAAGGAAGCGACUGCAGACUUGAAGGACGCGAUUGAUCAAGUAUAUUUUUCUCCCGAUUCUUCUUAUUAUUCAUCUCCUGGUUGUGAAGUCUCUGCUCUGUCUCCUACACUUUAUGACACAAUUUCAAAUCCUUCAGCGCCAGAGCCUGCAAUUCGGGCUUUUCAUUUGCUUAGCACAAGUCGUGAGGUUCAGGCUGCUGUAGCUUCAGUUGCUUGUGAUCCAAAUGUAUGGGAUGCAGUCAUGAAAAAUCCUUCUGUCAGGCUCUUACAAGCACAACUAACAGCGGAAACUGAGGAAGUGGAAAAGUUAUCAAGUUGUGCUUCUGAAGUAGUUGAAACACCUGAAAAAAUGGAAGCAUCAUCCAAGUCUCACUCGCGAAACGUGUUUUCCAAUAUCAGUGGUGGUCUGCGGAAUUUAAAGCAUAGAGUGAUUGAAGUGGUAAGGAGGUGUAGGGUGGCUGGUUUCCUUGAGAACAUAUUCUCAUCAUCUGAUACUGAGAAAGAGAAGAUGGAUGCCGAUGGGAACACUAAAACAAAUUUCUUUGAUGAUAUGUAUGCCCUGGGAGGAAUCUUGGUAGGUUUGGUAACGCUGUUGAUGAUGGUGAUAGUGGCCAAGAGAGCUUAGAGACUCUUGGAAUCUUGGUAGGUUUGGUAACGGUGUUGAUAACGGUGUGCACUCUAAAUUCAGCUUGUGCCGAUGUAUAUCCACAUGACUGAUGUGGGCUCAUACUGGACAAUCCAGUCCAUAAUUUAAGAAUAUAUUUCUAAAUUCAGCCCAUAAAUUUAAUUCAAGAUAGCAGGAAAAAUAUUUCGUCCUCAUGCUCUGCAACUUUUCAUAAAUAACUAUUUUUCCCAAUUUCAUGAUUUAUGGUUUGCUA
Messenger RNA from Vigna radiata var. radiata (mung bean), 1209 nucleotides. RefSeq lists its product as uncharacterized. The coding region runs from base 51 to 956 and encodes 301 amino acids. The record is from RefSeq and is a predicted model, not a curated record. The transcript has 4 exons. Lineage: Eukaryota; Viridiplantae; Streptophyta; Magnoliopsida; Fabales; Fabaceae.